Messenger RNA from Telopea speciosissima, 1350 nucleotides. Its product is annotated as F-box/FBD/LRR-repeat protein At1g13570-like. The record is from RefSeq and is a predicted model, not a curated record. Lineage: Eukaryota; Viridiplantae; Streptophyta; Magnoliopsida; Proteales; Proteaceae. Bases 1 to 1350 code for a protein of 449 amino acids. Gene Ontology annotation, molecular function: protein binding. The transcript has 3 exons.
AUGAAGCAAACCAGCAGGGACAGAAUUGGAGACUUACCAGAUGGCAUUCUCCAUUAUAUACUCUCUCUGCUUCCAAUAAGAUCUGCAGUAAGAACUGGUGUUCUGUCAAGGAGAUGGAGAAACCUCUGGAAGCACACUUGGAUCAAUGCAACCAAGCUAAAUUUUGAUGAGGAAUUUACGAAUGCUCCCACACCAAUACAAUUUGUGGACACUGUUAAUCAUUUCAUCCACCUCCACAAUGGAAAGAAGAUUGAAAGUUUCAGGAUUUCUUUCCAUCUUCAUGACCAACAUCAGGCCAGUGUUGAGAAAUGGAUUGAAUUCACAACAUUGAAGGGAAUGAAAGAGCUCGAUCUAGAUUUCAGUCAAGGAACUAUUCAAAGAUCCUUUAUACAAUUACCAGAUUUUCUCUUCAAUUGCAACUCUCUAACACAUUUGAAUUUGAGCCUCUGUGAGUUCAACCCUCCUCUAAAUUUUUUUGGAUUCAGUUCCCUUGAAACCCUACAGCUGAAACAAGUCGCCAUCACAGAUGAGAAACUUGAAAGUGUAAUAUCAAGCUGCCCCAAUCUCAAAAUCUUGACUCUGAUUGAGUGUUUUAAGCUGCAUUCAAUCAGGGUUGUUGGUACAGAUUUACAACUCAAGAGCUUAAAAGUGUUGCAUUGCUGGAACACUUAUGAGUUAGAGAUUCUUGCUCCAAUUCUCCAAUCCUUCCAUUUUUAUGGUGAUCUUCUGUAUACAUAUUUAUUUGAAAAUAUCUCUGCUUUGGUGGAUGCCUUCCUAAGUUCAGAUGGUUUUGAGCAAACAGAGCCUAAACAUGAUUACAUUAACAUUCUGUCAGGUCUAUCUCACCUCAAGAUUCGAACUAUUUGUACUGGGCCUCUAGAGUAUAUAUCUUCGAGGGAGGAGCACAACCAUGAUGAUCUGCCAAUUACUUUCCCAAAUCUGAUUGAGUUGCAGCUUCUGAUGGGUUUGCUAAAUAUGGAGUAUCUUGGCUAUGUCUACAGUUUCUUUAUGCAUACAAUAAGCCCUAGCUUGGAGAAACUUUUCCUAGAGCUUGGAAGUAAUAUUCCGACCGGUGAUAGUUCUUCAAGAGAAUGGGACUUAUGGAAACCGGCGGCGGAAGAGCCUUCUUGCUGUGUCUUUCACGCUCUUCGUACAAUUAAGAUCACAAACUUCCGAGGGAGUGAAGCUGAGAUGAGAUGGGUGAAAUUCUUUCUAGAGAAGGCUGUUAUACUGGAGUCUUUGGUUUUACUUUCUCCUCGCAAUUCUUAUUCAGGAGAAGAGAAUAAUCCCGCCGGCAAGAUGGAUUCUCAAUUGAGGCUUCUUGAAGACCGACUGUCAAGCUUGCCAUAG